UCUAAAUUGAACGAUUGCAAUUGUCUGCGAACCUAUGUUUCGCCCUCAGAAAUACUAUGUCGAGUCUGAAAAAUUUGUUGAACCCCGAAGAUGACUCUACAACCAUGUAUCACUCAACAACCGGACAACCUAUUUCCACGAGCUCCUCCUCUCCCACCUCGGACGGCAGCGCCAACGCAACAGUAGAAUGUCCUCAAUACGAUCCACCAUACAAAGAACAUGCUCCUCAUCCAAAUUGUCCCGACACUUUAGCCUGUCUUCCAGAUACGGAUGGGCGGCCACAGCAUACUCUUCCAGUAAUCUUGCGAUGUGCAAUCCUUGGCAGUGCACGGAGACGUCUCACUAUUCGCGAGAUAUAUGCUGCAAUGGAGGAAAAAUAUUUGUAUUUCAGGACUGCGGGGCCGACAUGGAAGCAAUCUGUCCGCCAUCACCUGUCUUUGAAUAGAUUAUUUGAAAAACAGCCUCGUCCCGUCACAGACCCUGGCUUUGGUUCUUACUGGACAGUAAAUCUUUCUGCUCCCCCAGGCACCAAGCGACCACGGAAGCGGGGAAGACCUACAAAGGCUGCCGAGGAGCCAUCUAACUCCACUCAGCAGAAGAAACGGGGACGACCUCGAAAAUCCAUUGAUCCGUUAUCUCCCCUGAACUCACUGGCUGUGGGCUCGGGACGUUCGAUCCCGCCGUGCAACAUUUCCGCCGUACGCACCGGGGGAAACGACCAUGAUGGUGGAAAUGGCGAGGACGAUAUGGAUCUAGGUGCAGACGUACAUGAGAUGAGUGAGGAUGAAUACGAGAGUGAGGAAGAUAUGGUUGUUCCCCCUCAUCAGUCACCAUUUGCCGGACUUGGCGCUUUUGGACUAAACGAGGCCCCUUCUCGUUUACUGAGCCCCUCAACAUCCCGUGCACUGAUUACCCAUUCCGAUGAAAAUCUCGUGGACCGAUUGCAGAUCGAAAUGGCGGGAUUGCGGAGGCAGUCUGCGGAUGCGAUAUCUGUUUCGGUAAAGAUAUCAGAUCAGCUAGCGGAAGCUCAGGCUGAGGCAGCUAGAGCGAGGACUGCUCUCAGAACAGUCGAGGCAAUGCUGGAGGAGGAGGUCAUAAAGAGGAGGGAAGCUGAAUCUUUAGCAGACCAGGAAGCUAAGUUGAGGCGAGUAGCAGAGGACACGAUUACACGCAUGCAAAGUCAGUGGCAGGCUGCCCAUCGAGCUACAUAAAGUAUGUUUGUCCCUUCUUUUAUUAAUUUGAUGUAUGAAUGUUGACACGUUCCUCGUACCAGUAGCACAUUUUAGACCGAAGCUAGUAGCGCAACUUGAAACCCAAACGAGUCCUCGUCUGCUAUCCUUCCUGGAGGUUCAUAUCCGACAACUAGUUUUCAGCUACUCACUGGGACUCAUCAAUGGACUCGACAUAUUCUACGAAUCUUCUUUACUUUCUCAAUUCAUUGGUGUACAAGGGUACUCUAGAAUGUCUGAACAUGUAUAUUGCCGCGGCGGAAUGGACGAGUAGUUUUGGAAAAGGAAAUUAGAGGAUACAAAACCAAAUAGACUCGUGAAUUUUGUAUAUGCCCCG
Messenger RNA from Suillus plorans, 1566 nucleotides. RefSeq lists its product as uncharacterized. NCBI's taxonomy places the organism in Eukaryota, Fungi, Basidiomycota, Agaricomycetes, Boletales, Suillaceae. Bases 57 to 1211 code for a protein of 384 amino acids. Gene Ontology annotation, biological process: regulation of transcription by RNA polymerase II. Gene Ontology annotation, molecular function: RNA polymerase II cis-regulatory region sequence-specific DNA binding; DNA-binding transcription factor activity, RNA polymerase II-specific. Gene Ontology annotation, cellular component: nucleus. The record is from RefSeq and is a predicted model, not a curated record. The transcript has 3 exons.